AUGUCACGACACCGCGCCGUGCGCAAUCUCGAUCUCGACGAGGAGCUCGCAGAAGACGACUACUACGAUGAAGAUCCCUAUGAGAAUCUCUCGCCCGAGGACAAUGAUGCGAUGACCGAGGCGUACUCGCAAACGCUCGACGUGCUCGGACCCACGAGCACCAACGGCUUCACGGAGCGCGAGAUCAAGGACGUCCUGUGGGACGCCUACUUUGACGUUGACACUGCCGUCACGCAGCUCGUCGAAGAAAAGAGCAGGCGCGAAGCCAAGGCUGAACGCGACCGUCAAAAACAAGCAGACGCGUCCUCGCUGUAUGACGACGAUGGCGCCACCGUCGAGGCUUUCAAGGCGCUGUCGUUGCAGAGGGAUCGAAGAGCUGAGAUCCGUGCAGGGCGCGGCAUGCCAAGAGGGCGGGCCCAGGGACUUCGAGGGCUCGCGACCGGCGGCCGAUCCGGCAUGGCCAAACGCAACCUCGCUGGGUUGGCACCGGACUUUGUGCGAGAUGCGCAGCCUCCAGCUGCCUCAGCUCCGCAGAAGCCGCUUUCCAAACUCUCGGCACUGGCAGCACGGUCGAGCGCCAAGCGCCCUGCCGAAGCUCCUCCCGCAAAUGCUGCAGAACGGCCGCGCCCUGCAUCACCAGCUUCGAGCGCUUCCUCUGCUUCAAACGCUGCCCCUGUGGCUGGCACUAGCCGACCCAGCAAGCUCGCCGCGCUCGCAGCGGCGCGCAAUGCUUCGGCGUCGUCGGCCGUCAAGCCAGCGUCCGCGCAAUCGCAGAAGGCAAGCGAGGCUGCCCCGGCAGCGACCGCUUCCAAGCCGCUUACGAAGCUGCAGCAGCGUAUGGCGGCCAACCGUCAGCAGCGUGAGGCGGCAACGCCAGAAGCGAUCGAGGCGGCGGCAGCCGCUGCUGCAGAAGAGGAAGCUCAAGCUCGCCCGCAGACGUGCUACGGCUCGGAUCUACCCAUCUCGUCCCUGUUCCCCACCGAGCCGUCCCCAACCGGCGCACAGUCGAAUGGGCGCGAGAAAUCGAGCGCGUCCAUGGCGCCCGUCAGUGUCAUCGCCGGCUCGUCCAAGGACGCUACCGACCAGCUCGUUGCGCCGCUGGCGCGGCUCAAGCCGGUACCUGGCGGAUCGCCGUUCGCGAUCUAUGGUCAGGCCGCGGCGGAUGAUGCGUCGCCGCAGAUCGAGCUCGUCAGGAAGGCCUUUGCUGGACCGAGCCCGGACGACGUGAAAGCAGCAGCAGCAAGUGCGUCGACGCCAGCGUCCGGUACAUCGACGCCGUUGCACCGCAAAGCAGCAGUUGGGCAGGCCGCCAAAGCAGCCGCAGCCGGCAGCGGCAAGCAGGGCGGUACGAGUGUGAGCCAGCUGCGCAACGAGAUCGAAUCGCUCGGCAUCCACGCGGGCAGCAAGGCGGCCUCGUCAGCCGGCUCAGCAAGCAGCGCCAUCCAGAGCGCGGUUACGACGCCCGUCGGCAUCGCACACGAGCGCAUCAUUGACGAGUACCGCCGGCGCGAAAGGGAAGGCAAGGCGGAGCUGAGCCUGGUGGUCGUCGGCCACGUGGACGCGGGCAAGUCGACGCUGAUGGGACGCAUGCUGCUGGAGCUCGGUUCGAUGUCGCAGCGCGAGUACUCGAGCAACGAGCGUGCGUCGCAGAAGAUCGGCAAGGGCAGCUUUGCGUACGCUUGGGCGCUCGACUCUUCCGAGGAGGAACGCGAGCGUGGCGUGACGAUCGAUGUGGCGCAAGACCACUUUUCCACGGCGCACCGCACGUUUACGCUGCUCGAUGCGCCCGGACAUCGCGACUUUAUUCCCAACAUGA
Messenger RNA from Moesziomyces antarcticus, 1816 nucleotides. RefSeq lists its product as uncharacterized. The record is from RefSeq and is a predicted model, not a curated record. Gene Ontology annotation, biological process: translation. Gene Ontology annotation, molecular function: GTPase activity; GTP binding. The transcript has 4 exons. Lineage: Eukaryota; Fungi; Basidiomycota; Ustilaginomycetes; Ustilaginales; Ustilaginaceae. The annotation marks the transcript as partial.